GAAAUUUGUGACGUCAGGAUGCCGCAAAACGUGACAUCAUCCCAAUGAUCCGGAAGUGAACAUCACUAGCGGGUCACUUUCGCUUUUCAUGUUUCCACGGGACAACGCAUUAUAACACAGUAUGGUCCGAAUUAUGGUGGGGUUUGUAGGCAUGUGAUAUGGAGAUAGGCGGAACGGCUGGUUUGAACAUUCCAAGCGCAACGUUGGGCGGCAGAUGACCGAGAAAUAUUCCUCCAGAGGCGCAGAGGUGUAACGUACGAGUCGAGGACAUGGGUUCUGAUUUCAUUUUCAAGGUGACCGUUUCUAUCCGCCGAGAGGACGACGGGUCGCCUGUGUUCUUCAAGAUCGACGGAGGCAGGUUUAAGACGAGUGAGAGGACCAUCAAGCUACAGGCAGAUGUCCAGUAUCGACUGGACAUCGACAUCAAGCCAUCGUUAUACCCCAAAUCCACCUCCCUAGGCACCACCUCCCUCCAGCUGAAGGAGCAGAGUCGAGAUCCCCACAGUGUCAGGUACACCACUGUCUGGUCUACAGCAGGGACAAGUGUCAGCAAGAAGGGCUCCAGACAAGAUGUGCCCUUUGUCAUGGAGUUUGAUGGGCUGGGUAUGCUAAAGGUGUGUCUGCAGUGUAAGUUCUACAAGGCCAGUGACUCGGACCACUGUAGCUGGGGAGACAGCUUCAAACAGAUGGAGCUGAACUGCACACUUACAGAGGAGAGGACCUUCAUCAAGGUCUACAACCAACAGUUCAAGUAAAAACACUAGGCAUGGAUGAUAUUUAGGCUGUACCAAUUUAUAAACUUGGUUCUGUUUGAUAGGUUUAUCUCAAAUCAGGUCAUGAUUUUGUGCCAAUUUUCAGUGCAAGGAAAUACAUUCCAAAUUGUGUGAUUGUCAUGUUUGUUUUAUGAAUGCAUAGUACUGGUGGUCUUUUGUCAUGAUAUGAUGUAAACUGUAUUUUAAUAUGAAUGGAAGUUUCAGAUAAAGUGGUGACAGGUGUUUAAAUGUGCUUGGUAAGUCAUCUUGACUGUUGAUGGUACUAGUACUUAGGUGUGUGCUCCAAUAUUGCUAUCACCUGGCAUGACUAUUGUAUAGUCAAUACACAGAUGUUCCUGGCACAAUAAAGGUUAAAGUUCAAUGUCAAAGUCAAGGUUGUAUGUCUAGGUGAAAGGGUGUUUGUUGUCUGCAUGAACAGUGCCAAUGUGACAUUCCAAAUGUUUAUCUCAAUGUACCUUAGAAUAUGUACUUACUUAUUUGGUAUAAAUCACACUAUGCUAGGUUAUGAUAUUGUAGACAAUCUAUAGUUCAUUGUAGCAUGUGCAAAUGCUAGAUAUUAUGAGUCACAAAGGCAUUAUGUUUGUAAGUGAACUUGUCUCACUGUAUGUGAUUUAUUUUCUGAGAAACAGUCUGGCAGCUAUGAUAGCAAUAUGCAACUAAGCACUCCAGUUAGCCUGAAUACAACUUAUGAAUGUUAAUUAAUGAAAUUAUCUCAGUUUCUUAUGAACUUGGCAUGGUGGAUUAGCUCUGUUUUGUGAUGUUUUCCACUCCUGUUGGAGACUACAACCGAAAUGAUAUAUCUUAUUUGUGAUGUUUUUAGGGGGAAAGGCCAUUUUAGUCUUAGUAUAUUUGUUUCAACCCCUUGUUAGACCAAAAUGUGAAGGAAAAGUGGAGUUAAAAUCUUUAGAAUCCACCAUAUCCAUAUGUGACUUUGUCUUCAUUCAGUCAGAAUUUCAAGUAGAUGAUCAGUUCUUCCUGCAAUACUGUAAAUGCAUUUAAGUUCGCGGGGAUUUAAUUUCGCGGUAAAGGGGAAAAGGACUUUUUGUGGUGGUUUUAAUUUCGCGGUAACACCAUAGACUGCAGUCUAAUACCAUAAUAGAAAAUUGUUUGCGGUGGUUUUAAGUUCGCGGUAAGGUGGUCACCGCGAAAACCACGAAUAUUAAUCCACCGCGAACAUUUCUGCAUUUACAGUAAUUCCCAGUCAAGUCCUCUCUCUGUUGUUCCACUUUAACAUUUAGAAGAUAAUAGAAAGUCUUGGGUUUGUGGACAAUGUUAUCUAGAAAGAAUAAUGAACUACCAUUUUUCAUUGCCAAGAUUGAUGUAACGUGUUAAGUUCAUUAGUUUGCUGCUGUGGGGGCUGCAUUAUAUAUCAUUCCCAUUAUUUCUGCAUGAUUGGCAUCCUGAUGUCAAUGUUGGAGAUAAUGUAGUUUUUAUGGGCUGUUUGAUUAAAAUGAGGAAAUAUGUCAUCCCGUGUACUACUGGAACUCUGAUUGUUCUGUGAUGUCUGGAUGUGAAAGGCAUGGAUACAUAGACUAUGGAAAAUGUUUGUCCUAGUAUAAACUUCCCAGAAAGGUCUUAAGCUUUUGUUGAAUGACAGGAGAUAUUGACAUGGGACUUAUUAAGAGCAUUUCACGUUCUUAACAGUUAAUAUUGAAGAUAAAAUUUACUAUGAAUUAAUGGAAAAAUAUGCUAGACAGCAUCUGAAAUGUGUUGAUUCUCCAGUGGUGUAGAUUUGGUUGAAAUAUUGAUAUUAGUCCCUGAAAGUCUAAUCUUCAUAAAUGUAUUGUUGACAGUAUUUUGUCAAAAUAUCUCUCACUCAAUAGUAACCUGAAUAGUCACACCCAUGAAGCUAGCAUUCCAAAUGUGACAUUUCAUGAGAUUGGCUGUUUACAUCUGAGGAACACUUCCAUGUAUGUAGUUUUCUUGUAUCAAAGAAUUACAACAGUUGAUUUCUGAGAAUAAAUGUCCAUUUGUUACGUCUGCCAUGUAUGUAAUUGGAAAUGACUUUUCCAUAUGUGUUAAUUUUACAUUUUAUGUCUAGUUUAAAUGUCCAUAUCAUUAGUAGAGAUUAUGAUUCUAUAGUUGGGAGGCAAAUAUAAUGUUAAAGGUUGUCAUUGUCUCAUUAUGCACCAACCAAAUUGGGAUGGUGAGCUGAGUGAAUUGGUAAAAGGGCUGAAACAAUCAGUUAUACAAACAACAAGAAAUUAUUCUUCAGUCUUGUGUACUUAAUGCAAAUGAAAUGCAUGAAACAUUAGUUCCUUUGUGAAAGAUGACUUUUUCAUUUGUCAUUUUCUAAUGAAUGGUGCAUAUCUUCUCACUUCGCUGAAUGGUAAAGCUUCAAUUGUAUCAACAUGCCUUCCUGUUAUAACCAUACAUGUACUUUUAGAAUGCACAUGUACUUAAUGGUAUCUUGACAACUGUAGCAAUAGCUAGAAAACAGUAGUAUAGAUUGAUUUUCCUGGCCUGGCUACUUGAAAGUAACAUUGUGAACUUGACUUAGUCCCUAUAACAAUGUGUUAUUGAUAUAAACUAACAUGUGCCUGUAUAGUAAUGGUGAUGUUGUUUCGAUUGUGUGACCAGAAUCUGUGCACGACUGUAAACUCUGGUGAUGAACAAUAUACACACUGAACUGCAUGUGUCACAGUGUGGUUGUCUGUAGGGGUUUCAAACACCAUGUCAGGAUCUAUAAAGGCUUGUGUACUGAAUAGGGGAUGUCCUCGGUGCUGAAGAUGUAGUCCACUAAUGUGAUUAAAGGUACCAAACCCUUGUAUCAUCU
Molecule: messenger RNA, 3549 nt
Organism: Branchiostoma floridae (Florida lancelet)
Lineage: Eukaryota; Metazoa; Chordata; Leptocardii; Amphioxiformes; Branchiostomatidae
Product: CB1 cannabinoid receptor-interacting protein 1-like
Exons: 3
Coding region: 270-755 (161 amino acids)
Biological process (GO): negative regulation of signaling receptor activity
Cellular component (GO): plasma membrane
Molecular function (GO): type 1 cannabinoid receptor binding
Source: RefSeq, a predicted model, not a curated record